Molecule: messenger RNA, 3707 nt
Organism: Sinocyclocheilus grahami
Lineage: Eukaryota; Metazoa; Chordata; Actinopteri; Cypriniformes; Cyprinidae
Product: protein BTG1-like
Exons: 2
Coding region: 256-804 (182 amino acids)
Biological process (GO): negative regulation of cell population proliferation
Cellular component (GO): cytoplasm; nucleus
Source: RefSeq, a predicted model, not a curated record
UUUCGAUACGGUCUACUCUGCUGGAGGACAGUGACUGAGGAGGGUGGAGCCCACCUCUAUGUGUCUUUUUGGACAAAACAACCCCAUGUCACAGCACUGAACCGUCCUGGAACUCGUAGUACUCUCCGAAUUUUUCCUGCCUCGACAAAUAAAUGCUCAGCAUAGGCAUCAGAGAAGUAAAACACGCGAAAAACAAGGAUCAUUUUGCAAACGGAAACAAAAGCGCAUUGGCCAUACAGCGCACGGAGCCUCUCAAUGCAUACCCUCUGUGCCCGAGGAACGAUGAAACCAGAGAUAAACGCCGCCGUCGGGUUUCUGUCGAGAUUCCUGCGGAUUAAAGGACAUGUGAACGACAGACAGCUCCAGACGUUCAGCCAGACUCUACAGGACAUCCUGGCAGAGCAAUACAAGCACCACUGGUUCCCAGACCGUCCCAACAAAGGUUCUGGGUAUCGCUGCAUACGCAUCAACCACAAGAUGGACCCUCUGGUGGGACAGGCCGGCCAGCGCAUCGGCCUGAGCAUCCAGCAACUCUACCUGCUGCUUCCCAGUGAGCUCACAUUGUGGGUUGACCCAUUCGAAGUGUCCUACCGCAUCGGAGAGGACGGCUCGAUCUGCGUGCUCUACGAGUCCCACCCCAGCACCAACGGAAACCCCAGCAUCACCACUGGAAACAGCAACCCCGCCUCCUCUGUCACCCAGGUAUCCCCGAUGGUGGACAGUCACAUCAGCUGUAAGGAGGAACUACUGGUUUUGGGUCGUACCAGCCCUACUAAACCCUACAUGAUGACUGUGUCCAGCUAAAUGGGUCACAGAAGUCAUUUUUCAAACAUAAAAAAGAGAAAGGAGAAGGAGAAGAAGAAAAAAAACAGGAUGUGUCCUAUCACCCAGGUGAUGGAAACCUCGUAGGUUUAAUUUUCACUCGUUUGAUUGUCUGUUCUGUUAUUGUGUUGGAUCUACCAGAGGCUUGACCCUGGGGCAGCUAAUGAAGACCUGAAACAUCGCCCGGCCCCCCAGCUCACUGAGACUGGCCCACUCCCACGUCGGUGGUCCUGGGGGGCUUUUUCCACCAUCGUCUGCCGAUGUUGACUUUGCACUUUCGCUUUCACUGUUUAUCGCAUAAAUGCAAACUCCCUCUAAAAUGUUAAGGAAUUAUUUUCAGAAUCCUGUUUUAUCAUUUCACCGUUCACUGUUGAACUGAAGCCCAGACCUGCCGGCACCCGUGCCGAACCAGAGUAUCCGCUACAAGCCUCUUUUUUUUUUUUUUUUUUUUUUUUUUACCUCACUUUUUUGGACCACAAAGCGGUACUUUUGUCUCUUUUCUCUGUGUCUGGUAUGCAACCAGGCCUUAUUUUGAGCUUCAGGUCGACAUGAACCGGUUUCAAACAGCCUCCAUCCUGUACACUGCCGCAGUGGAAUACCUGUGUCAUACUGUUACCCACGCUAGCCGUUGAUGGCACUGUGAUGCAAAGGUUCUCAUGCUUGUAGCUUUUUCUAGGGGCUCCCUCCUGGAUGAAUGUAAUUUGUAACAAAAAAGAGAGAGAGAAAAAAAAAAAAGAAAUCUAAUGCAGACAAAAUAUUUGGAUUACUCAAGCCCCUCGUCAUACCAAAAUGAAAGAUGUAGCAAAGUUGUUGUUUUUUUUUUUGUUGUUUUUUUUACUUUGAGCAGAUGUGGUCUUUACUUUCUGCCUGAUUUAGAAAGGACGUUGAAUGCACUUCGACAUUUUAGACUGUGUGACGUUUCGAUUCGACCUAGCAGCAUUCCACCGCGUACCUCCUCAUUCAGUUGUCGUAAUUCGCUCUCUCUGUUUGUGCUCUGCACAGAGCAACGUGGUUGCAAUAUUUCUGAAGGUGGGAGACAUUUCAAUCCUGGAUUGAUCUUGCGCUCUCUCUCCCUCUCUCUCUCCCCGUUUUUAUCCCUUCGAAUGACUGAUUCAGGCUGUUAAGAGAUUAGUUCUCCAUCUAUUGGACUCCAUUUAAGGCCAGUACAUGGCAAGAGUCAACAGACCAGCAAGAAACGGCAUCAAAAAACAGAACAAUGUUGCCCAUCUUCUCGCAGAAUCGCAGGGCCAGUGAUGCUCGCUUGUUUCAGAGGGUCUCCCGAUGCACUUUCCAGCCAGUCGUCACCGGUCUCAGUCUUAACUAGGAGUGCACCGUCAAAACAUAUCACCUCCCUCCCUAAGCCUGUCGAAGGAGGGGGUAGGACCCUCACAUCAGGGCAGCUACAAUCCUCUCCGGCCCCCUUCUCGCAGUCUGCAGGAGAGUUUUUAUGCCAGCACACAUACCAAGCGCACUCCAAAACCUACUGAGCCUUACGUACAGGGCCGAGUAGGGAUGGGGAGAGACAUACGGUGUGCUCCUGGUUCUGGACGAUUCUGUUUACAUUGGCGUGAGUGGACGGAAAUAAGCUGGUUGCGGGCUUUGUGUGCGACGGACUGCUCUUGCCUUAGCCGCUAAACUGCAGAGACAAGGUGCUGAUUAUCAGUCCAAUGUGUGCUAAUACUUUCGACCCUAGAGGACCAUGGGUAACGCCAGGUUGUCGAAGCACUGUCGUCCCUUUCUGUGUUGUUUUGGUCUAUUUUAGAGAGGCGGAAAGGCGUUUUUAAAUUACAUUUUAAGUACGGGUCGAACCUUGAUAUUUGGACUCAGUUUGCCAUCCCACCCUUCUGAAUGCUUUGAACUCUGAGAGGCGGCCCCCUUCGCCUGAUGGUUUUAAUAUUAAAGCUUUUUAACCUCAUUCUGGUGAUCGUAACCAAGUUGGAACAGACAAAUCGAGUGCUUUUUAGAUCUGCAGCUUUUAAACUACUACAAACUACUUUACCCCCUCCCCCACCUCCACUGAAAUAACAUCAGCAAACCAUUUCCACUCUGUUUCAGUUCGGUAAGCAUUUGCACACAAGUUUUAAGUAUCGUCAUGAGACUAAACUCAAGUCUACUCUGAGGCAAGAGCACAUGAAAUGCACUAAUAGGUUAAACAUUGAAGUUGUGUGACUUUGAGACCGAUGUGUCUCGAUUGGAAUGUAUUGCCAAGCUUAGGCCACAGACAUUCAUUGAAACUCUUAUGGAUGUGCAGGUUAAAAUGUGAAAAACAGAAGGGAAUUAUUCGGUUGGGAAUUUCAGAAGUGAUUCACGUUAUUGCCACUUUCGCAUCUGAGGUGGUUCCAUAUUUGUAGAAUGUAUUGUUAUUGUACAACAUAUGGUAGAGUAAGUACAUAACCAUACAUAUGGGAAGUGCCAAUAAUUGAUAUUUUGCUGUGUGUAGACGUGUUCCUUUUUGUAUUUCAUAUUUUAACAUGAAUUCCUCUUUCAUAAGUCAAGCCAUUUGUGUUAGGAGUGUUGGAGAGGACCAAAGUUGUUUUGGUAAAAAAAAAAAAUGUAUUGAUCAGUUUCCAUGCUCUGUGCUGAUAGACUUUCCUUGUUUUUUUUUUACCCCUCUUUUCUUUCUUUCUUUCUUUUUAAAAAAAAUUAAAACAAAAAAAAGAAAAAAUUGAGCAACCCAAGAUAAAGCUGUCUGUAUCUUGUGAUUUUUCCUGUCUGUACAUCUCUUGUGUUCAUUCUUUUUCCUCAUUCUUGGGUAUGUUGUGAUGAACUGCUGUAAAUUUGUACAGUUCAUGUAAAUUGAUUGUGCGGAAGUUGUACAGAUUUCUAUAUUUUGGAAGAAAAGUUUUUUUCUCUGUAAUAAAAUAUUUCCUAUCUUGGCAAUGGUU